Messenger RNA from Fusarium graminearum PH-1, 2676 nucleotides. RefSeq lists its product as uncharacterized. Gene Ontology annotation, molecular function: catalytic activity; protein binding. The transcript has 4 exons. The coding region runs from base 1 to 2676 and encodes 891 amino acids. Lineage: Eukaryota; Fungi; Ascomycota; Sordariomycetes; Hypocreales; Nectriaceae. The record is from RefSeq and is a predicted model, not a curated record. Gene Ontology annotation, biological process: nucleoside metabolic process.
AUGUCAGAUCCCCGAAAGUACACGGUCGGCUGGAUCUGUGCCAUCGCAACCGAAUACCUUGCAGCGCAACUCUAUUUGGAUGAAGAGCACGACCCACCCGAAUCUGUUUCUGUCAACGACAGCAACGACUACACUUUAGGCAAGAUUGGAAAACACAAUGUCGUUAUGGCAGUUCUUCCAUUUGGCGAGUAUGGAAUAUCGUCUGCCACUGGCGUUGCCAAAGACAUGCUUCGUAGUUUCCCCAACGUCAGAAUUGGUCUGAUGGUCGGAAUUGGGGGCGGCGCACCGACGAAAAAGCACGAUAUUCGCCUCGGAGACGUUGUUGUCGGUGUAUCCAACAGCGGCGAUGGCGCUGUUUAUCAGUAUGACUUUGGAAAGGCUGUGCAAGGUCAGGAAUUCAAGGCAACAGGGUUUCUAAACCAGCCACCGACAUUUUUACGAACAGCUGUGCAAGGACUUUUGACGCAGUACAGGCGUAAGGGACAUCAGCUUGAUACGCAUGUCAACAGGAUCCUGGAAGAGAACCCAAGACUCCAAAAAGACUUUCAACUGCCCGAACUACGCAGCGACCGACUCUAUAUCUCCUCGAAGGUCCAUCCAGUAGAUCAUAAGUCUAGCUGUGCUGAAGUUUGUGGCGAUGAAGCAUUACUACGACGACCCGACCGUGGGGAAUAUGAAGACAAUCCCGCUGUCCACUAUGGCCUGAUUGCUUCGUCCAAUCGGUUGAUGAAGGAUGCUUUAGCAAGAGAUGCCCUUGCAGCGGAAAAAGGUGUUCUCUGUUUUGAAAUGGAAGCAGCCGGACUUAUGAACCAUUUCCCAUUCUUGGUCAUACGCGGAAUAUGCGACUACUCUGACUCGCACAAAAAUCAACAAUGGCAAGGCUUUGCAGCAAUGAUGGCAGCCGCUUAUGCAAAAGAUCUACUCCGCCAGAUUCCUCCAAACAAAGUCGAGGCUGAGAAACCUAUCAACGAAGUUUUGAGUUCCAUUGAGUCUUUGGGGAAAGAGACAAAACAUGCUGUACUGAGUAUGGCAUCUGACAAUCAUUCGACCAAAAUUGAAAGAUGGCUGUCCCCGUCAGACUUUACCACCAAUGCCAACUUGGCAAGACAGCGACGCCAUCCAGGCACUGGAACGUGGUUACUAGAAAGCUCUGCCUUUCAAGAAUGGAAACUCGGGUCGCGCCAACACCUGUGGCUCUAUGGCUUAGCAGGUUGUGGAAAGACUGUUCUGAGUGGGACGAUUCUUGACCAUCUUCGGGAAUCAGCUGCCCAUCACACGGUGCUCGCAUUCUUCUUUGACUUUACCGAUAUCAAGAAAAAAAGACUGGAAGACUUAAAUAUCAAUGCCGAUAUCCGCAACUACGUUGAGACAACGCUCGAAACGAAACCAGAUUUUGUUCGCAAAUCUCUACCUCGAGACAUCAUAGACGAGAUACGUGAACGAAUAGGAGAUGGAUCUGACGGAAUGUUCAGAUGGGCAUCCUGUCAACUGGAAAGCCUUGCACAAUGCCUGAGCCCGAAACAUAUGAGAUUAGCUCUAGCGACUUUACCCCAGAACAUGGACGAGAUGUAUUAUCGCAUACUCGAGAACAUACCAGCAGAAUACAAGAGUGGUGCCAUUCGUCUCUUGCAAUUUCUUGUCCACACCAAGAGACCUCUCAAGCUAGCAGAGGCUAUCGACGUGAUAGCCACUGAGAUAGAAGAAGAACCUCAAGGCUUCGACCCUAAUGGCAGGCUAUCUCUAGAAGACGACAUCCUACAAUACUGCCCCGGCUUUUUGACGAUUAUUAAAGUUACAGGAUACAAUGGUGUUGUAUUUUACCAGAUUCACUUAGCCCAUUUUUCCGUCAAGGAGUAUCUACUGAAACAACCCAAAUUCCACAUCCAAAAUGCCAGCGCUGCCAUCUCCAGAACCUGCUUGGCUUACCUUACCGAUAUCGACGAGAAUGUCACUCAUAUUUACCAUGAAUUCCCGAUGGCAUCUUAUGCGUCGAGGUACUGGACUACAUUUGCCGUUUUGGCUGGAGACUCCGAACAAUGCGUACAGGACACAGUCAGAUUUCUAUGGGACCAGAUGGCAGUUCUGCGAUGGCGUCGGUUGGAGACCAAGAUGAAGUCACCAGUACCUUCCAACGGCGAUGCACUGUAUUAUGCCUGUCAAUUUGGGCUCUUGUGGGCGACGAAGACACUGAUAGUAGAGGGAGCAGACGUGAACGCACAAUAUGACCGGUUUGGCACCGUUUUACAAAUUACCGCCCUGAUGGGCCACUUCGAGAUUGUGCAAUUGCUACUAGACAAUGGAGCAGAUGUCAACGCAAAGAGUGUUAUAUGCGGCAAUGCUCUAUACGCUGCUACCCUUAAAGGCUAUUCCCCAGUUGUGCGAGUUUUGUUAGAGAGAGGGGCAGAUGUCAACGCAAGUGCCGAUGUACAACGUGGAAAUGCUCUGACUGCCGCCUCCUACAGAGGUCACCUGGACAUAAUGCAGCUGCUACUGGAUGCGGGGGCAGAUAUCAAUGCAAGCGGCGGUGUUUCUCGUAAUCCUCUACAGGCGGCUAUAUGGAUGGGUCGCCCAGAGUGUGUGCAAUUAUUACUGGAUAAUGGGGUGGAUGUUAAUCUAAAGGGUGAAGUGUACAGUGAUGUUCUGCACACAAAUUUACCUCCGGAUGUUAAACUGUAA